AUGAGCCAACCACAUCGAAGGCGGCGGCGACGAGGAGACCCCCCUAAGGCAUCUGCUGGCACACCCAGCGUGUCGAAGGCGGGUGACAAGGGUGAGAAGCAGCCACGCUCCACUUCCACGGCUCCUCUCACGGGCACCUCCUACGCGGAGGCCGCCAAGAGAGUCAGAGUUGCGGUACUACCUGAGGACUACCCGCAGGUCUACCUGAGCAACGAAGAGCUUGCCGAGCUGGAGGAGGCCAUAAUGGACGAUGUAGUCACGUCUGAAUGGGACUCAGCAGUCGCCUUCAGAGGUAUCCACUUUAGGGUCGGAUACCUCCUGAUAGACUGCUUGGACCAGGAUUCAGCGGACUGGCUGAGGACUGUGACGCCUCAGCUAAGGACUUGGAAGGGCGUGCCCCUUGACACUAGGGUAGGGGAAGACAUUCCUGCGGCAUACAAUGUCACAGUCUUCUGCCCUAGAAGCGCAGAAAGAAGCGAUGAGGAGCUUCUGAUGAUGCUGGGACGCCAGAAUAGAAUGGAGGUCGAUUCCUGGAAGGUGAUCUCCCGAAGGAACGACGGAGGCGGGGCACUCCUCGUUAUUGGGAUAGACCAACUCACCCGAGAUGAGAUCGUCUCUAAAGGGCACCAGCUGAACUUAAGAUUCGGGACCGUCUCGCCACAAGAGCCAUUGGGUGCAAAGGAGGAAGCUAUCGCCGAUAUGGACGUGGAGAGUGAGGACGAACGUCUCUCACACUCCCAGGAGGUGGCACAAGAGCCCCUCCGAGAAGAUAUCGACGAGAAGGAGGCCGACGUCACCCUAACCGAAGGCACUUGUCCCGGCUGCCAGUCGAUGCUUCCUCUUCAUGCGCCGGGCGCCAUCCUUGGCCCGUCGCGCCCGGCAGAUGGUCCGCGGGCGGCCGUCCAUGGAGUCGUUGGGUCUGUCGCUGACCCCUUCUCGCCUCGCUCCCUGCCGGCCCGCGCGCCUGGCUCGCGCCCCUCGCGGGGUCAUUGA
This is a messenger RNA of Drosophila ficusphila, 993 nucleotides long. RefSeq lists its product as uncharacterized. Bases 1 to 993 code for a protein of 330 amino acids. The transcript has 3 exons. The record is from RefSeq and is a predicted model, not a curated record. NCBI's taxonomy places the organism in Eukaryota, Metazoa, Arthropoda, Insecta, Diptera, Drosophilidae.